AUGUUCGUCUCACGCAUUGGAAGAGCUCUAUCAUCCCAACCUGUUUCUCUUAUCUGCCGUCAAUGUGUUUGCAUGAUGUCAACUGCCUCACCUGAUGGAUUGUACAAGUUAUUGGACACUGGUGACAACGUCGGAAAUAGUAUUCCUGAAGCCAUGUUCUCGUUGUACAAUGCCGAUGCAGUUUGUUUCGAUGUUGAUUCAACAGUAAUUAAUGAAGAGGGAAUCGACGCUCUUGCCGAAUAUCUUGGAAAAGGAGAAGAAGUGGCGGAGUUGACGAAACAAGCAAUGGACGGUGAUACAAAGUUUCAGGAUGCUCUGCAAAUGAGAUUAGAUAUUAUGAAGCCUUCCAAAUCACAGAUCGAGACUCUUUUGGACGAACAACCUCUUGUUUUGACUGAUGGCGUGGCCAAUUUGGUGAAGAGCUUACAUGAGAAGAAUGUUGAUGUGUGGCUUGUGUCCGGAGGAUUCAGAAUUAUGAUAGAGCCUGUUGCGGAAAUUCUGAAUAUACCUACCUCCCACAUUGUAGCAAAUCAAAUCUUAUUUGAUGACAAUGGUGAAUAUAAAGGGUUCGACAAGGAUGAACCAACGAGUCGGGAUAUGGGGAAGCCAAAAGCUUUGGAACAAAUUAAAGCAAAGAAUUGUUACGAAACAAUGGUUAUGGUAGGUGACGGAGCGACUGAUGCCCAAGCAAAACCCCCGGCGGCAGCGUUCAUUGGAUUUGGCGGUGUUGUAGAGCGGGAAGCAGUGAAGGAGAAAGCCGAUUGGUUUGUAUUAUCUUUUGAUGAUAUGACAAAGAUUGUUCGAAUGAGGCCAAACUAG
Messenger RNA from Cylindrotheca closterium, 819 nucleotides. The record is from the annotation of a GenBank genome assembly. Lineage: Eukaryota; Bacillariophyta; Bacillariophyceae; Bacillariales; Bacillariaceae.